AUGAAUUCCACCAAGACCGUCAUGCUCGCCAGAUUCAAGUCGGAGUUUGAGCAGCAAAAACUGUGGAACACGCUGUAUGAACAUCGCGUGGCCUUGUCCAUCACUUUUGUUGCGCUCUUACUUGUACACAAGUUACUUUUCGUCUUUGAUCAUGAUCAACGGGAGCCGACCCUGAUCAAGCCUCGCAUUCCCCUUAUCGGACAUGCCAUCAAUAUCUACCGUAUGGGUUCGCGGCAUUUUGUGUGGAUAGCGAAAAAAUGUGGGCUUCCGAUCUAUUUGAUUCCCGUGCCAGGCGGCAGAAUCGCCGUGGUCAGUACUCCAGAGCUUCUCUCGCACGUAGACAAGAACCCCAGUGCUAUUGCCUUCGCUCCCAUUGCCGCACUUGUCAUCGACAAAUUGUCCGGUCUCUCAAAGCAAGGCUCACGGACAGUUCUCGACAAGACUAUGGGCCCAAAAAAACUCGAGGGAUACAUGAAUGCCGUGAUGCUGGAUAUCCACGCGACGCUAGCCCCAGGGCCCAAGCUCGAGGCCAUCACCACGCGGGUCGCAUACGACUUGAAUGAUUCAAUCAAGAAGCUGCACGGAAAGUCCACACGGAUGAAUCUGCUGCAUUGGUUUAGGCAUGAGCUGGGCAUGAGCUCGACGAAUGGCAUUUAUGGGCCUGAGAACCCGUUUAAAGACCCCAAGGUGGAAGAAGGCUUCUGGGCUUUCGAUGACAAUAUCUCCGACCUGCUGAUCACUCCCAAAGCCAGCUUGACCUGUCCCACUGGCGACCGCGGGCGUGCUAAUGCAUGGGCUGGCUUUGCUGAGUACUUCAAGAAGAACGGACAUCUGCAGGGCUCGGAACUCGUCAAAGCCCGACAUCGCCACGCCGCCGAGCGCGGCCUCUCGAACCUCGACAUUGGCAAGCUAGAGGUCACCAUGAUCAUUGGCAUCUUGACCAAUACCGUUCCAACCAUUUUCUGGGCCGUGUACUACGUCUACCGCGACGCCGGCUUGCUGGCUUCGCUCCGAGAGGAGAUUAGCCAGAUUGCGACGCUGACAGACAGCUCCCAAGGCGGUAGCCGCUCCUGGAAAAUCAAGAACAUCGACUUGAAAAGCAAAGCGCCUCUACUGAACGCCACCAUUAAUGAGACCUUCCGCCACCGCACAUGCGGCAUUUCCUCCCGCUUCGUGUCCGAAAAUGUCACCCUCAAAGACCAAUAUCUCCUCAAGAAGGGCACUAUUAUGGAACUGCCAAACAAUGUUCUGCACUCCAACCCGGCCUACUGGGGUCCCACAGCUAGCGACUUCAAUCCCAGCCGCUUUCUCGCUGACCCACGCUCUGCUGAGGUAAAGGCUGCCCGCGGCGCCUUCCGCCCUUUCGGAGGAGGCGCGAGUCUUUGUGCCGGGCGGCAUCAAGCCAUGAGCCAGAUGUUAGGGGCCUUGGCGCUAUUUAUCAUGAGCAGUGACUGCGUCCCGGUGGACAAUGGAGGCGAGUGGAAGUUCCCAGGCGCCCAUGGGCAUACGAUUGCCGCAGCGGUGGAUUUGCCGAGCAAUGAUCUGUGGCUGAAUGUUAGCUCGCGCAAGGGGUAUGAGGCUGAUUUCUGGGAGUUGGAUCCGGACGCGAAAGAGUAA
Penicillium bovifimosum is the source of this 1617-nucleotide messenger RNA. RefSeq names its product cytochrome P450. The record is from RefSeq and is a predicted model, not a curated record. Gene Ontology annotation, molecular function: iron ion binding; oxidoreductase activity, acting on paired donors, with incorporation or reduction of molecular oxygen; heme binding. The transcript is spliced from 3 exons. Bases 1 to 1617 code for a protein of 538 amino acids. Lineage: Eukaryota; Fungi; Ascomycota; Eurotiomycetes; Eurotiales; Aspergillaceae.